Molecule: messenger RNA, 1325 nt
Organism: Suillus subaureus
Lineage: Eukaryota; Fungi; Basidiomycota; Agaricomycetes; Boletales; Suillaceae
Exons: 2
Coding region: 172-1221 (349 amino acids)
Source: RefSeq, a predicted model, not a curated record
UUAGUAGGCGCCCUCCUUUGCAGACUGAUAUCACACUUGUCUGCCUUAGUUCCGCGUUAUCUCUCGUACCGGUACAUGUACCUCACUCCAUUCCAUUUCACAACUUUUUCUCAAGUUCAGAGAGGUUCGUGUAAUCAUAUUUCCUCCAGCUCAUGAUAGUGGUCAGACAGCAUGGUGAAGGAGCAUCAGCCUGUAAUUCUGGGCAAGAUUGGACUGAAGGACUCAAAACAGGCUAAUCGCUCCGUACCUCGUGGUGUCGAUAAGGGUCCUGUCGGAUCUACUAUUGGAUUUGGGUCAACGUCGGAUACGAAUUUUGAGCGCUUUAAGCCUUCACACACCAUCGGUGAACGAGAGGAUGUGACUAGACAGCAAUUCGCGAGUUCAGUUACGGAUACUCAGGAUGGCUUCAGGCGAGAAAGACAGCCCAACAAAGUGGGCAUUUUCACGCCUGGAGAAGACGCCCAGGCGUCUCGUCAUUUCAAUGACACCCACCGUGGGGGCAUAGCGGGUGUUGACCCUUAUCGUGUACCACCACUGCCCAUCACUGGCAAGGACCGCGAUCGUAUUUCGGCUUUGGGUCAGGAGCGAGACAGACAGAAGUCAUAUGCCAACAUUAAUACCACAUCCUCUAUCCUGGCCUUAUCUUCUUCGGCGACGUGCAACCCAGGUUAUACGGCCCCCGUCAAUGCGCCCCCAGUUUCUGCUAUUAUCGGCGCCAUGAAAUCAGUUUCGUUUGAAGAUGGCGGUGAACAGUCUAGCUCGAGUCCCAAAGGCCGGAGUAGUCUGUCGCGCCCGCAAGUUUCAUACACACGCCCCAGCGUACCAGCGCCUCCUAUUAUCAGACCUACCGCCACCAAAAAAUCGGUCUCGUUCGAUAGUGGCGUUCAGUCUAGCACGAAUCUUUAUGAUCGAAAUGGCCCAUCUGACAUCCAGGAUCCAUACGUACGCCGCAAUGUACCCCUACCGUCUAGCAGCAGACCUAUCGUCACCAAGAAAUCGGUUUCUUUCGAUAGUGACGUCCAGUCUAGCACGAGUCUUAAUUAUCAAAAUGAUCCGUCUGACAUCCGGGGUUCGUACGCACACCACGGCAUACCCCUACCGUCUAGCAGCAGACCUAUUCUCACCAAUAAAUCUAUCCCGCCCAACAUUGGCGGCUUUCAGUCUAGCUCAAGUCGCGAAGGCUGGACUGAUCCGUCGCGCUUGCCAUAUGAAACCCGCUAGGACUCUUCGCACUCCCCAGAGACACCAAAGGAAGUCUCGCAGAGCUGGCAGUCGUCGUCUAACAGAUUCAAUUCUCAACACCCCUUGCUAGACGUUGCAAGCGG